Molecule: messenger RNA, 2398 nt
Organism: Dendronephthya gigantea
Lineage: Eukaryota; Metazoa; Cnidaria; Anthozoa; Malacalcyonacea; Nephtheidae
Product: NACHT, LRR and PYD domains-containing protein 12-like
Exons: 5
Coding region: 131-2398 (755 amino acids)
Cellular component (GO): cytoplasm
Source: RefSeq, a predicted model, not a curated record
UAGCGAACCUAAUUAUAUUAACCAAGCAUGAGUCCUGGAGGGUGUUGGUGCAGAAUAACAGCAGGUUGGUGAUAAAGUGACCAAAUCUAAUCUUCUGGCAAAGAAUAAAGACAAGCACUCCUUUACAGACAUGGAUAAUUGCUUAAAACUGGUACCUCGUAAGUGUUACAAUACGUACAGUUCAGUAGUUCUUGCUUUGUUUGUAGCAAGUGGCGUGGUUCUGGUUGGAAUCGCGAGUGUUUUCGAGGCGAAAUCAAGUGUAGAAUGUGACCUCACAAACACUUUAUUCAAGGGGAAGUACAUUGAAACACAGUGUCAUCUUCAUUAUGCCCAAGAAUUCCUACCUUCGUUAUCUCUCAAUGUCCAGAUUGUGAUAAGUUUUGGACUUGUGGUUAUAUGUAGUGUCGUGUACGGUUACCUGGUGAAACAUAGAGUGGACAUCUUCGGAAAUAACCCAAACACAACGACGAACGAGGGCGAAGAAGAAAGCCAGCCACUGUCUGAACUAUCAAUGGCGUAUCAAGAGAUAAACCGAGAGUUAAUGGAAAUGAUUCGAGAAAGUCAAUCCAAAGAUUUAUUUGACGUACAUGACGACUUUGGAAGAGAAGAUUGGUCACGUCGAAAACUGGAGGAAAUCUAUAUCAAUGUUAUAAUUCAAGAUGGAAGGGAACGUGCCCACAAACCCAGAAGAGAAUUUGAAAGUAGACAUCAGAUUUAUGAUGUUCAAUUGGAAAAACCUACUAAUUCAAGAAUCCUCAAGAGUCCAGCAGAAUUAUUUCAACCAGCAGAAUCUGGUAACCAUCAACCUAGAACUGGUCUUGUAGUAGGCAGACCUGGAAUUGGGAAAACUCUACUGACAAGAAAAAUAUUUAAUGAGUGUGUACAAAAUGAAGAAAGAUUUGGAUUCUGGCAUGAAAAAUAUGUACUAUUAAUUAAAUUUCGUGAUUUUAACAAAGGAGAAACAAGCCUUCGAGAAAUAUUAACCAAAGCUUACCGUCUUGAUAUGUCAUUAGCUCAUUGUGGCAUGACUGUCUUUGAAUUUGUUUGCAAACACCCAAAAAAUGUCAUUCUUGUUUUUGAUGGCUUGGAUGAACUUAAAGUUGAUGAAGAGUGUUUAACUGAUGAAAUGAUUAUAAACAGCCCUGACAAAGAGUGUCAUAUGUUGCUUAUCCUUAAACAGCUGGUGGAAGGCAAACUAUUGCCUGGAGCCACUGUGUUAAUCACAUCUCGACCUACAGCAGAAUAUAUUUAUAGACAUCUAAAGUUUGAUCAGGAAGUGGAGAUAUUAGGUUUUAAUGAGGAACAAAUAGAAAAGUAUGUUGAAAAGUUUUGUGAUGAUGACAUGAAAAGUUUAGAGAUAUGGCAGGUAAUUAAGAGUUCCCCAGAACUAUUAAGCUUCUGCUACAUACCAGUUAACUCCUAUAUAGUGUGUUUGACAUUAUAUGAGAGCAUUGAUUUUGGUGAAGAAGUGGAGGAUGGAAACUAUAGUAAUAUUCCCAAAACAAUAACUGAACUGUACAAUAGAGCUAUGAAGAUUUUGCUGUUCAAACACAAUUCAAAAUACAAGAAUAAACCAGUAAAAAAGGAUUACUUGACUGUGGAACUUCCAGAGCAGUUGCAAGAGGAUCUGAACAAAUUAAAGAAAAUUGCAAGGAAUGGAAUGGAAACAAACCAGUUAGUUUUUGAAUUUGAGAGCAGUGAUAACACUGUGGCUGGCUUAUCUGAUUCUGGUGUGUUCAAUCAGUUGAAAGACAAAAGACGAAAUAUCUUCUCUUUUCUUCAUCUUACAAUUCAAGAGUUUCUGGCUGCACUAGAUGUGGUUGAUAAUAUCAAAAAUGUUGAAAGAUUUUUAGAAGAGCACAUUGAUAAACCAAGGUGGCAUUUGGUGAUCCAAUUUGUAGCUGGGUUACUUGGAGAUAGGAUGAGGGAGUUAAGGUCAGCAGAGCAUAAAGACACCAAAGUAAUCAAUUGUAUAUGCAAAAGAUUUCAAGACUGGAUGCCAAAGAAACGACGUGUUGACGAGAGUAAUGACAAAGGUUUACUUGUGAUAAAAAGUGUUUGGGAAAUGCAAGAAGAUCGCGUCAUGAAAAUGAUUUCGUCGUUUGCAUCUGAGGAUGAUGAUGAAACAUUUAUUUUGGAAAGAUUAAAUAUCUCACCAGCAGAAUCUACGGCUUUGUUCAAAUUUUUAAGCCACAUCAAGAACUUAAAACAGCUUCGCAUCCAUCAUUGUAUUGUGACGAACAUUACUAUCCGUGAAUUGGCUGAGUUUUUGAAGAGUGACAACUGUAAACUUACUGAACUAAAUGUAAGAAGCAAUGUUUUAAAAACUGAAGGUGUUAAAUAUUUAAACAGUUUCGUGUGCCCUGCGUUAGUGGUGCGGGACUUUGAUACGUGGUAA